Messenger RNA from Humulus lupulus (European hop), 1528 nucleotides. RefSeq names its product DNA polymerase epsilon catalytic subunit A-like. Gene Ontology annotation, molecular function: DNA binding; DNA-directed DNA polymerase activity; single-stranded DNA 3'-5' DNA exonuclease activity. The transcript has 5 exons. The record is from RefSeq and is a predicted model, not a curated record. Gene Ontology annotation, cellular component: epsilon DNA polymerase complex. Gene Ontology annotation, biological process: DNA replication; mitotic cell cycle; leading strand elongation. Lineage: Eukaryota; Viridiplantae; Streptophyta; Magnoliopsida; Rosales; Cannabaceae. Bases 850 to 1428 code for a protein of 192 amino acids.
UUGAAAUAAUAGGAGGCAAUGAAAUACAGAUUUCCUUUUUUUAUUCUCUCUAAAGUAACCUAUCUCAUUCCCUCAACCUCUUCUCUUAGCCUCACCCUCUCUCUUCUCGUCUUUUUAUCUCCCUCACAUCUAACCUCUCAGAUUUCUUUCCAAGUAUUCUCUUGCAGGUGGCUGGCGUAGGAGUCUUGAUGGAGAUAGAGACAGUGACGGCGACCGGGCUCGACCGAAUAAUCAACACUCUAGGUUUAGUUUUAUUUUUCUAUUUUUUUCCUUUCCACUCACAGUAACACGUUGAGAUUUAUGUAUUGCAUACUGUUCUCUCUCACAUCACUCGCACUCGCACUCGCACUCCCUCUCUUUCUCAUUCUCUCAUUCGUUCUUCCUCUCUCAGGUGCAAAGGAGUGGAUGCACCAAUCUGGGUGCUUAGCAGAGGAGUGGCUUCGACGGUGCCGUGGGUGCGUUUGGGAUGGAGGUAUUUUUUUCUCUUUUUUUUCCUUUCUAAAAUCUGAGUUUAUAAUUUAAUGUUUUAAGUUGAUUUUUAGGUCAUUGGGUAUGAACGGAUCUGUUUUGAUUUCAAAAUUGUUUAUACUUGUUUUUUUGUUUGAUUUUUUAUAGCGUUUGUCAUGUUUGGUGUGUAUGGGAUUUUGACUUUUUUGUUUACAAGUAAUUUGUAUUUGUGAACUCUUUAGCUCUUGCCUCUAUCACCAUCUCUCUCACACUUAUUAUCGCUCUCUAUGUCUCACUAUCAUUAGAAACAGGCUUCAGACCCUGACAGAUCCUUUGACCAAAUCUUAUACAACUCAUAGUGAAUGCUCAAUUGAAUUUGAAGUGGAUGGACCAUACAAGGCAAUGAUUAUUCCAGGUUCAAAAGAAGAGGGAAUUUUGAUUAAGAAGCGAUAUGCAGUUUUCAACGAUGAUGGGACCCUUGCUGAACUUAAAGGUUUUGAAAUUAAGUGUAGAGGUGAGCUGAAGCUCAUCAAAGUUUUCCAGGCUGAGCUUUUCGACAAGUUUCUCGAUGGCUCAACCUUAGUGGAAUGUUAUUCAGUUGUUGCUUCUGUUGCCAACCACUGGCUUGAUCUUCUUGAUAAUCAAGGAAAGGAUAUUGCGGACAGUGAGUUGCUCGAUUAUAUAUCUGAAUCAAGUACCAUGAGCAAGUCUCUAGCAGACUACGGUGGGAAGAAGUCAUGUGCAGUGACCACUGCAAAACGUCUUGCUGAUUUUCUUGGUGAUGCAAUGGUCAAAGAUAAAGGGCUUCGUUGUCAAUAUAUUGUUGCAUGUGAACCUAAGGCAAUCUGUUGUGGAAGGUGUCAUUGUUACUUUGACCCCACCUCCGGCCAUUGUCGAUGUCCACUUCCCAAAGUCAUCAUCGACAUUCACAAUAAGUUCAGUCAGAGAAAAGGAGGCUCUCAUGCAAUGAUCCCAAAGUGAAGAAUGGGAAGAAUGUCAAGAAAAAUGACAUUAUUGAGUUUUCAAUGACCUAAAAAUAAUGUAUAGAUAUUUUUUUUAUGAAAUGUGCUUCUUAAUAAGC